AUGGCUGACCUGACGGAGUACGAGCAGGAUCUCCUGCGGCGCAACGCGCUGCUCGAGGAGCGCGCGGCGGCAUCCAUCGCACGCGCAAAGGCCGUGGUCGAGGGCAGCGCGGUCCUCGCGUCCCAGGAGUGGAGCGCGGGGGAGAUCGCGGGCAAGUCCAGCCUCUUCGAGGACGCCAUGCUGAAGCUCGCGAGGGACGAGGUGGAGCAUUUCGCCGCCGGCGACGUGACCUUGGACAGCGUCGACUACGAGAGCGACGAUCCACCUCCGCCCCCCGACCACGAGGAGUGGCCGGACGAGAACGACCCGGAGCCCCCGAGGUUCUCGCGCCACUUUCCAGCCACCAAGUCCGCCAGAUCCUCGCGCCCAACCUCCGUCCGCAGCAGCGUGGAGCGCGUGAUGCGAGCCUCCAGGGACUCCGCCCCUCUCGAGGAGUUCGGCCGCGACGCCCCCGCGGCGUCCUUCGCCAACCCCGAGGAGGACAGCGCCGGCAGGCUCGCGCGCGCCAGGAUCCGCGCCCUGCAGGAUGAGCUCCAGGCGCAGGCCAAGGAGCUCCGCGAGGCGCACGCGAGGUUGAAAGAUCGCGACGGCGAGCUCAAAUCGCUGCUCACCGAGAAGCUCAACGUCGGCAAGCAGGUGAAGCAGAUGCAGGUGGCGCUGGACAAGGAGAAGCGCGCGGGGGCGGACGCCAAGGCUGCGGCGGAGGCUAAGGAACGCGAGCUCGCGGAGACCAAGAAGGAGAUUGAGCGGGACAGGCGGUCCAACAAGGCGGCUGACGCGGAGGCCAAGGCGAAGGACGUGAGGCUGAACCGCGCGCUGGAGGAGGUGGAGAGGUACAAGCACCAGCUCGAACAGGCACGCGAGGGGCAGAGGGGAGCGGCGACGGGUCUCAAGGGUGAGAACGACCGCCUUCGGCAGGAGGUGAAGCGGCUCGAGCGGCAAAAGACGGAGCUCGUCGCCGCGUUCAAGAAGCAGAUGAAGCUCAUAGACGUGCUCAAGAAACAGAAGGUGCACAUGGAGGCGGCGAGGACCCUGCAGUUCGCCGAGGAGGAGUUUAUGCGCACGCUCGACACGGACGCGAGGUGA
Micromonas commoda is the source of this 1086-nucleotide messenger RNA. RefSeq names its product flagellar/basal body protein. The coding region runs from base 1 to 1086 and encodes 361 amino acids. Lineage: Eukaryota; Viridiplantae; Chlorophyta; Mamiellophyceae; Mamiellales; Mamiellaceae. The record is from RefSeq and is a predicted model, not a curated record. The transcript has a single exon.